Talaromyces stipitatus ATCC 10500 is the source of this 1312-nucleotide messenger RNA. Its product is annotated as DHHC zinc finger membrane protein. The transcript is spliced from 4 exons. Gene Ontology annotation, molecular function: protein-cysteine S-palmitoyltransferase activity. Gene Ontology annotation, cellular component: Golgi apparatus; endoplasmic reticulum. Gene Ontology annotation, biological process: protein targeting to membrane; peptidyl-L-cysteine S-palmitoylation. The coding region runs from base 110 to 1312 and encodes 400 amino acids. NCBI's taxonomy places the organism in Eukaryota, Fungi, Ascomycota, Eurotiomycetes, Eurotiales, Trichocomaceae. The record is from RefSeq and is a predicted model, not a curated record.
GGACUCUUUUCUGGCUCAUAUUCUCUUUGAAGACUGAGGCGACGGGGUUUUCGGUUUAUAUACAGAAUGCGCUUCAACUGACUGACAGAGACGAUUGGAGUCCCCAAAUAUGGGGUUGAUCACCUUAAGGACCGCUGCACUGAGUGUGCUAGGUCUAUCUUCUUUUGUGUUUAUUGCGCUGUUUGGACGUUUGCCUAUAUUCAGGAAGACACCUAUUGGCUUUCUACAUCGACUCCUAUGGAUCCACAUUCCACAUGGUCUCGCCCGUAUAGAUUCACUUCUGUUAGGAGGUCGACUCGUACCAUGCUGUAAAAGCUUUGGCAGAUACAUAGCUUAUGAGAAUCAUCCGUUGGUAUUGAUAUUCUUCGUAGGAUUACUGUCAAUAUCAGAGUUGAUGUUUGUGCCAAAAGCAUGGCCCAGACUAGGAACGUUUCACCGAGCAUUUGUUCUGAUAUCAAUUACUUUGCCAUACAUCUUCCUAUAUGCAUGCGUCACCAUCAAAUGUUUCAUUACACCUGACAACGUGAAGACGGAGUUGGCUCAAUAUCCGUACGACAGAGUCCUUUUCCAUCCCGGAAAUGAGUGCUCAACGUGUCGACUCUUGAAGCCGGCACGUAGCAAGCACUGCAGCACUUGCAAGGCCUGUGUUUCUCGGCACGACCAUCACUGUAUCUGGUUGACCAAUUGCGUGGGUCGUCAGAACUACCGCUACUUUCUUGCAUUGCUUCUAUCCCUCUCGGUAAUGCUCACUUAUGGCAUGUGUCUAGGAUACAAAUUGCUCAACGAAAGCCUGCAGAAAGCUUUUGGAACCGGGGGUGCACACUGGAGCAAUUCACUGUCUUGGACGUCAUGGAUCAACUACUGGGCUUUGGCGGUAGCUGAUGAUAUACGAAUUGGCGCUGUCUUCCUUUUGGCCGGUAUGACGGCACCCUUGGCAUUCGGUUUUUUGGUCUAUCACAUCUAUCUCGUAUGGGCAGGGACUACAACCAAUGAGACAGCUAAAUGGGACGAUUGGAAAGAGGAUAUUGCGUAUGGUCUCAUUUAUAAGGCCAAAAGAAGCGAGGUAUACAAGACACCAAAGCCGCGGGAUGAGUCGAUUGAACCGAAAACACAGUGGUCUGCAACCACUGAUCAGGUCCUCAUUAUAACGAACGGAGAACCUCCGAGGUCGAACUCGAUUCUUCAAGCGGAGGGCGAACAAACUCCUGUUGACCCAAGGUUUAAACUUGUUAGGAACCUUCAGUCUUUGGAGAAUUUGUAUGAUUUGGGCUUUUGGGAUAAUCUGCGUGAUGCAUUGAAUUUAAACAUUUAG